This is a messenger RNA of Ostrea edulis (European flat oyster), 1405 nucleotides long. Its product is annotated as lysosomal thioesterase PPT2-A-like. The transcript is spliced from 9 exons. The record is from RefSeq and is a predicted model, not a curated record. The coding region runs from base 81 to 953 and encodes 290 amino acids. Gene Ontology annotation, molecular function: thiolester hydrolase activity. Gene Ontology annotation, cellular component: lysosome. Lineage: Eukaryota; Metazoa; Mollusca; Bivalvia; Ostreida; Ostreidae.
ACCUGAGUUACUGCUAUGGCCUGUCUGUGGUUCAAAGUUUCUCAAGAUAGGUGUCGGGGAAUUUGAAGUGAAGGGACAAGAUGUUACUGGUUGUGGUUUUACAGUUUUCCGUUUUAGCGUUUAUAACGGGUGCUAGUAAUAUUUCAAAUGGUCCAAAAGCUGUAGUUUUUAUCCACGGAAUUUUUGGUUAUCAAAAAGAUGGCAUGGAAAUUCAGCAAUGGGUUGAACAGGUCCACCCUGACACGCCGUUCUACUCCAUAGCGUUGUACGAAGGAUCGUCCAGUCUGGCCCCUCUGUGGAAACAGGUUGACGCAAUAAGUAAGGAGGUGAUCAGCAUCAUGAACAAUCACACCAACGGCAUCCAUCUUAUCUGUUACUCUCAGGGAGGCCUAAUCUGUCGAGGAAUUUUGUCGAGAACCCAGCAUAACGUUGACACUUUCAUCGCCUUAAGUUCUCCACUAGCCGGACAGUAUGGAGAUACAAAGUAUAUGAAACACCUUUUUCCAAAUUUAUUGAAAUCGGAGGCGUACAGAGUGUUUUAUACAAAAGAAGGCCAAAAACUGUCAAUAGGAAACUACUGGAAAGAUCCUCACCAACUGGAGAAGUACACAAAAUAUUGUAAUUUUCUGGCAUCCUUAAACAACGAUACCUAUACGUCCGAAAUGAACGAAUACAAGCAAAAUUUCUUAAGACUCAAUAGACUAAUUCUGAUUGGUGGGCCUGACGAUGGUGUCAUUACUCCAUGGGAAUCAAGUCAUUUUGCAUUUUACGACUCUCAAGAGAAAGUUGUUGAACUGGAGCAACAAAGGUACUUUCUGGAUGAUUCGUUCGGUUUACAGACGUUAUUCAACCAGAAGAAGAUCAAGACGUACACCAUUUCUGGAGUGGCGCACAAUGAAUGGCCCAAUAAUCGAACAGUGUUCAGCAGCGCCAUACUUCCGUGGCUGAUAUAAAUAUAAUUCUGACAGAUUUGAAUGUUAUGUUAGUGUAUCAUUAACUUGUCAAAGAGAAAGUGGGGGGGGGGGGCUACAUUUGUAAUGCCAUUUGUUGCCUUCUGCGAACAACCAUAAACGCAUACGAAAUCAGUGACAAGUGUCAUGUGGUUUUGCUUUUUUGAUCUCAAAUUCCUAGAAAAAAAGUCUAAUGCGUCAAUAUAUUUGACUUUUUUUUAGUUAACUUUGUUUGAUUUAAGGUUCACAGAUACACCACAUGUAAAAGUUACUAGACAGCACAUGCAAUCAAUGCAAGAUUUUAUCAUGUACAUCAAAAGGACUGGUUCCUCUCCUCUAUAAACGAACAGUUGUCAUUGCAAAGAAAGUAUUAGAAAUUGAAUUUACAUAUAAUGUGAAAUUGUAAACAGCAGAAAAAAUGCUGUGGCGCAGUUCUAAUAAACCUAAAUGUAAAA